UUUUUACGCAAACGAAAAUGCAAUCGCCAACGUAAUGAAGCUUUUUAAAUUAAAUACACACACGAGAGGCUGCAAUAAGUCGUAUGAUGCAGACCUCGUGCUGAAUCCACAGGAUCACCCUACCGCAAAGGUAGGUGAUGUUGUGGAAAUAUAUGCGCCGGAUGAUGAGAAUGGCACUCAUCUGCUGCUGCAGAUAACAGAGUUAAACGAGCAGAGCAAGACGGGACGCAAUGCGAUAAGCAUAGAAUCGGGUAUAGCGAUUGCUUUCCGCAUGCGCUCCUAUUCGAAUGUUGUGAUGCGCAUUGUGAAUCCUGCUGAUGUUGCGCUUGAUUCAAUUGAAAUAACAUUCAAGGAUCAGUAUAUGGGGCGCUCCGAAAUGUGGCGGCUGAAAACGUAUCUGACCAAUACCUGCGUUUAUGUAAAUAAGAAGAUAGACUACAAUGACAUGCAGAUUCGCUGUCAAGUGUACGAAAUGUGGUCGCAGGGUGAGCGCGUGGCCAGUGGCGUCAUAUCUGAGGAUACAAAGAUUGUGUUUCGCAGCAGCACCUCUAUGGUAUAUCUAUUUUUGCAAAUGUCCUCGGAAAUGUGGGACUUUGAUAUACACGGAGACUUGUACUUUGAGAAGGCAGUCAACGGUUUUCUGACAGAGCUGUUUCAGAAAUGGAAAAAGCUGGGCUGCAACCACGAGGUCACCAUUGUGCUUUUCUCGCGAACUUUCUAUGCGGCCAAGAGCCUUGAUGAGUUUCCACUGCAUAUGCGCGAUUGCCUGCAGUUGGACUACAAGGGACGCUACUACGAGGACUUUUAUCGCGUUGCCAUUCAGAACGAGCGCAACGACGAUUGGUGCACGGUGCUCGCCCAGCUACGCAAGCUCUUUACAUCCUACCAGGAAACAGUGCUGCGGUAUCACGAACGUGAACACAUGCACAUACCCCACGCGACCAAUUCGACGGCGACGCAAGGAAACUUUCUAGAGGUGCUGAAUAUUUCGCUUAAUACAUUUGAGAAGCAUUAUCUGGAUCGCACCUUUGACCGCACUGGCCAACUGUCGGUGGUAAUAACGCCUGGUGUCGGUGUCUUUUCGGUGGAUCGCGAGCUGACCAAUAUCACCAAGCAGCGCAUCAUUGACAAUGGUGUGGGCAGUGAUCUGGUGUGCGUGGGAGAGCAGCCACUGCAUGCGGUGCCGCUGCUUAAGUUCCACAACAAGGACACAACGCUUACUUCAGCCGACGACUACUCGCUGCCGCACUGGAUUAACUUGAGCUUCUAUUCCACCAACAAGAAAAUAGCUUACUCCAACUUUAUACCACGCAUCAAGCUGCCAAUCUUCUCGACUGUCGAGGAUCCCAACGUGGACGAGGUAGAGCGCAAUUUUCUUAGCUGCAGUCAGUCUGAGUACAUACACAACUCGCUCUUUGAUUAUGACGCCUACGACGAGCAGAUCUUUCAGCCGCUGCCAGCGCAGAGCACUUGCUCGUUGCAGCGCGUCGUGCGUGCCAAGAAGACAUCGGUGCCCAGCUUUGAGACCUAUGCGUAUCGCACCAACGAAUGGGAGAAUCUAACACCUACCAAAAUACCCAGUUUGCGUCGCAAGAUGUCCGAUCCGGAUAUACAUCAUGGCACUUCGGGCAUGCUGGCUGCGCUUAGCGACGCCACCAAUCUCUCAGAGUCGCUGGCUUCGGAGAAGAAUGCGCGACGCUCUAUUGUUAGCAUUGCACCGAUUGUGCGGCCUGGUCGCGCGCUUAUCAAUCCGUUUGAUCCGUCGCAUGUAACCAUCAAACUGACCUCUAAUCGACGCCGCUGGACACACAUUUUUCCCAAGGGCCCUACGGGCGUGUUGAUACAGCAGCACCAUUACCAAGCUGUGCCCGCAAAAUCCGUGAACUCCGUCAGCUAUCAGCAGCGCCAGCCCAGCAACAACAACAAUGCUGUGCAUAGCAACAACAAUGAGGGCGAGUACCAAGUCAACGAUGGGGAGCAGUGCGAACAAUUAUCGCAACACUCGCUGCUUAGCCAAAACAAGUCAGAGGAGAAACCCGACUUUUUCAAGCGACGCCACAACUCAGCUGCCAAUGUGCCCACUCUGACGGCCACGCAAACCAAGUCGUAUCUCUGGGGCGCCACCGGGGAGCAGGAGUGGACGCCUGCGAUUACCACAGGCGUUGACUGGAAAUCGCUCUCAAUACCCGCCUGCCUGCCCAUCACCACGGACUACUUUCCGGACAAGCGUUCGCUGCACAAUGACUACGUCAUCUCGGAUUAUACGCUGCUGCCCGAUGACGUUAAUCUGGACUAUGCCAAGAGUCGCGCCGUCUAUCGCAAACCUCUGUCCACCGAGGAGGUGUGCAAGGAGAUUGUCUCGCAGCGUCUGGCACAAGGCUUUCAGCUUAUUGUAGUGGAGGAUAAGCAAAGCAACUCCAGCUAUAUAUGUCAGUCCAGCGUGUCCAAUGGCAACAGCCAGUGCACGUCCGCAGUGCAGCCGCUGCAGCCGCCAAGUGAAAACAAAAAGGAAUAUCUGUUGUCCAUAGGUCGCAUCUUUCACAAAAUUUCGCUCAGCGGUUCGGUCAUCACUGUAACAGGCUACAAGCCCAGACAUCCCUAUCCGCCUAUUAAUGUGGACUAUCGCUAUCGCUUCCAUGCGCCGCAGCAUGAAACCUACGAAAUCUCUGGUGUCAACUUUACAACCGAGAAGCUGGAGCACUUCAACUGGAACCAUAUGGAUCUGUAUAUAUGCACGCGUGGCGAUGUCGAUUAUCCCUUAAUGGAGAGUCUCAAGUAUUGGCGCUUCCGCAUGUAUUUGCUGCCGCGGGAGAACAUGGUCAACAAGAUUGUUAACUUUGGCUGCCAGCGUUGUGACAUCUUCACCGAGGCGGUGGUGGACAAUACGCGGGAGCAGGUCGAGGACUUUGUGCGUCUGAUUGAGAACGUCAGCAAGCUGAAGCGACAGUUUGGACGCAAAGCGCGCGACAGCCCCACCGCCCACAGCCUAACCAAGCGACGCCACAGUACGAGUAUUAUAUCCAGGCCCCCUAACCAGGGACUCACGAACUCUCCGUUUCGCGAACGCGUUGGCAGCAAUCGUCUGCCCGAGAAGAGACCCAGCAUUAAUGUGCGCUCCAAGCUCGAGGCGAGUCGCAUUUCCCGCAUACCGGAUGCAACUGCUGCUGCAGUCUUGCCAAGCAACGAUCAGGAUGAUGGAUUCCCAGUGGAUGUUAAGUUCAGCGAGCAGGCAACGCUGCUGGAAAUCUUUGAGGCCAUGAAGCAUCCGGUUAGCGGCGUAGGCUACUUCUCCCAAACGCAAUCGCUGCCGUCUUGCACUUUUAUAUCCUAUGAUGCGCUUAUUUGGCUAAGAUCACGUUUGGAUCCGAAGCGACAGCCUUUGGAGCUACUGGAAGCCAUGCGCAAAGAGCGCAUGAUUUGUCAUGCGUCUGGCGACUGGAGUCAACCCGUUGUCGCCGGCUUUGUUUUCUACUAUGUGGUGCAGCAGGAUAAGAAGGCCAAAGAUUAUGCGCCGCCUUUAAAUGACUACAGCGCAUUUGUCAACGAAUGGCUGGAGAUUGAAUUCCAGGGCACUAGUUUCCUAUGGUAUGAUGAGCCAGCGCCUUCACAAGUGCCCAACUUUCUGCGUGAAGUACCCGCGCCGCAAUCCUGGACAGAGUACUGCAGAAAUAAGCGCGCCUAUAGAGAUUCUCAUUUGGAAAUUGAUGUGAAUCAGAAGAGCGAUCGCAUGGAGUGGGGUCAUGUCAAGCAUCAUACAGUUAUGCAGCCCGGGUUUGCUUUCGAGCUGGUUGUCGAAUGGGUAACCUCCUCAGGUCCCAUUGUUUCCGACUUGAUAUCUGGUUGGAUGCGCAAGGCUAAUCACUGUGGCUAUCAGCUGGUCUCAGUGCCAGCGGAUCCAAUGGCCGAACCCUUUACAGAGAAGUCGGAUCCCCUGCGCGGACCUAUCUUCAUUCCAUUAUGUGUUACAUUCCUACCCGAUGGCGUGCCACUCUUUGAAGAAUUCCCUGAGGAGACUCGUGCCGAUCGCAUGCUCUUUUUGCAGGAAGCCAUACUGGCCAGAUUUGGAUUUCUGCCCUGUGUGUUAGAGGAGAAAAGUCCCUGGAUCAAGGAUCUGCCCAAGGAAUAUCAGUACGUUCAUUGUACUGGCAACAUGUUUGCACUAAUUCGCUGUGCGAAUAAGAACUAUCAGGUGGAGUCGCCGAGUCGUCAGGAAGCGAACGUCACACGUUGCGUCUAUGGACACACGAACAAUACAAAUGUACCCAAGAAGGUGGGAUUCCUAUGGGCCUGGAACCAUAUGAUACCCAACAAAAAGUGGAAGGCGCAGACCAUCAACAACUCUGCGGAUGGUGAACUCUUUCAACUUCGAAUGCUGCGAGAUUUUCGCGAGUUUUGCUCCAACAGCGAUCAGCGCUUGGCAAACUUUUGGACACAGAGUCAGGAGCUAAAGCGCAAGUCGCUCAAGCUUGAGCAAAAUAACAAUAACACUGAUGAAAUGAAAGUGAAAUAAGUGAUUCAAGUGGGUUCUCAAUAAAAGCCUGCAAUAUUAUUAUUUAACAAAAGGAUUAUAUGGUAUUUAUAAUUGCGUUUAUUUAUAUUUAUAAACUCAACAUGUAAUUUGCAAAAGUUAAAUGUGCUCAUUUGCCUUUGUUGAUUGAUGCAAAAUGAGUUCAGCUUGCUGUUGAUGACGCUGCCAAAUGCCGUGAAAUGCCUAAUGCUAAUCUAUUUGGCUCAUUUAAGAGAGUAUGGGUGUUGUGACAGCUUUGGUCGUGUUGUGUUUGUUGUUUGUGUUUUGAAGUU
Messenger RNA from Drosophila busckii, 4800 nucleotides. It is a transcript of the gene Iml1, whose product is annotated as GATOR complex protein Iml1. Gene Ontology annotation, biological process: negative regulation of TORC1 signaling; cellular response to amino acid starvation; positive regulation of autophagy. Gene Ontology annotation, cellular component: GATOR1 complex; lysosomal membrane. Lineage: Eukaryota; Metazoa; Arthropoda; Insecta; Diptera; Drosophilidae. Gene Ontology annotation, molecular function: GTPase activator activity. The record is from RefSeq and is a predicted model, not a curated record.